This is a messenger RNA of Galeopterus variegatus (Sunda flying lemur), 847 nucleotides long. It is a transcript of the gene GSTM3, whose product is annotated as glutathione S-transferase mu 3 (brain). The transcript is spliced from 8 exons. Gene Ontology annotation, biological process: glutathione metabolic process. Lineage: Eukaryota; Metazoa; Chordata; Mammalia; Dermoptera; Cynocephalidae. Bases 64 to 744 code for a protein of 226 amino acids. The record is from RefSeq and is a predicted model, not a curated record. Gene Ontology annotation, molecular function: glutathione transferase activity.
UAUAAAGCUUCGUUCGGUCGUGGCCCGUGUCCUGUCCUCCAAGGCUCGCAAGGAUUUUUCGCUAUGUCGAACAAGUCGUCUGUGGUUCUGGGUUACUGGGAUAUUCGCGGGUUGGCGCACGCCAUCCGCCUGCUCUUGGAGUUCACGGACACAUGCUAUGAGGAGAAGCGGUACACGUGCGGGGAAGCUCCUGACUAUGAUCGAAGCCAAUGGCUGGAUGUGAAAUUCAAGCUAGACCUGGACUUUCCUAAUCUGCCCUACCUCAUGGAUGGGAAGAACAAGAUCACCCAGAGCAAUGCCAUCCUGCGCUACAUUGCUCGCAAGCACAACAUGUGUGGUGAUACUGAAGAAGAAAAGAUUCGAGUGGACAUCAUGGAGAACCAAGUAAUGGAUUUCCGCAUGCAGCUGACACGGCUUUGUUACAACUCUGACCAUGAAAAACUGAAGCCUCAGUACUUGGAACAACUACCUGGACAACUGAAGCAAUUCUCCUUGUUCCUGGGGAAAUACUCAUGGUUUGCAGGGGAAAAGAUCACCUUUGUGGAUUUUCUCACCUAUGAUGUCUUAGAUCAGAACCGUAUGUUUGAGCCCAAGUGCCUGGAUGAGUUCCCAAAUCUGAAGGCUUUCAUGUGCCGUUUUGAGGCUUUGGAGAAAAUAGCUGCCUACAUGCAAUCUGACCGCUUCUUCAAGAUGCCCAUCAACAACAAGAUGGCCCAGUGGGGCAACAAGAAGACUGUAUGCUGAGCAGGAGGCAGAUUUGCACUGCUUGUUUAGCUCCAUCUUGUCUCUAGAGGGCCUGUACUCUAUCUUCUCUUCUCUUUUCAAUAAAUUGCACUUAGGCACUGGU